Geodia barretti is the source of this 840-nucleotide messenger RNA. Lineage: Eukaryota; Metazoa; Porifera; Demospongiae; Tetractinellida; Geodiidae. The record is from the annotation of a GenBank genome assembly.
AUGAGGAGGUGGGGCAGGGUCUGGGAGGAACAGGGCUGGCCAAGUACUGGAGCCAGCGCUUCCGUCUGUUCUCUCGCUAUGACGACGGAGUCUGUCUCGACAGAGAGGGUUGGUUUAGUGCCACUCCAGAGAAGAUAGCGCAGCAUUUGGCUGAGCGAUGUCGUUGUGACCUCAUCCUUGAUGCAUUCUGUGGGACUGGGAGCAACUCCAUUCAGUUUGCCUUCACCUGUGAAAGAGUGAUUGCCAUCGACAUAGACCCAGUCAAGAUUGCCUGUGCACGUAGAAAUGCCGAGUUAUAUGGAGUGGCCGACCGCAUAGAGUUCCUGGUGGGAGACUACCUCGUAUUAGUACCACACCUCAAGGCAGUGGAUGUGGUAUUCCUGAGUCCUCCGUGGGGUGGCCCCGCCUACUCUUCCUCAUCCGUCUUUGACCUUCACUCCAUGUCUCCUCUGACUGGAUAUCCUCCUCUGUCCUCUCUUUCUUUUCUUCCCCUCACCCACACAUGUUACUGACCAAUGUUAUGAUAGCUCCACCAUGUUGUGGUCUAGAAGCCAGGUGGCUCAAUUAGCAUAUCAGUCGUUGUUUUGAUAGCCAGCCUCUACCUAGAGCCAUAAGUCUUCUCCUCAAUAAAGAGUUUUUUUUCAGAACCUUCCCCACAACCUGCCAUGUUUGCCUAGUUUCUAUUGUUAACUUUUGGGAAUGUUUUACUCUCUGCCUAAUCCCGUGGUAACUGGUAAACAAUUCUCUAUAUCCCUGUGCUGUUUUGACACCUUAAGAUGUUGGGAAUAAUUAGUUGAACUUCAGACAGAUUCCUUAAUUAACCCUUUCCCCACUGAGUUG